GUCGAGGAAAUCGCUCUUGCCGGUAGCUAUUAACCCCUGCGUGUCCAGGGAGGUGAUGAUCUCUGGUGUCCUGAAUCCCUGUAGGUCAGAGGGGAUCUGUAACUGGCAUCGAGAUGAAGACUAGCGAAGACAAGCAGAGGAUGGUGAAGGAGGAGUUUUUAGAUGAUGAUGAUGCCGAGGUGGAGCAUUUAAAAAAGACUUUGAAGGUUCAAAGACAAAGAAGGAAGAAGCCGUUGGUAGAUCCAGCUGUGGAUACGCAAGAAGAGGAGCUGGUGGAGGAUCUCACAGCCGUCCGGGGACAACGCAGUCUCCCCCCGCUGAAAACUUCAAGAUCCAGCAAUGCAGAAACGUCCGUGAGAGAACGGCUGAGAGAGAAGUUAAAGGCUGGAAGGUCCAAAGUAGAAAGAAAUCUACAUGAAGAUUCUCCAGGAAUCUCACCACGAAGCCUAACCAGAUCCAGGCAUGAGGACACCACAAGAAGGCUUGACGAAGGGGAUGCAGCUCGAUUACAGCGGCUGAAUGAUGUUGAAGCACAGCUGAACUCCCGAGUAAAAUUCCGUGAUGCUGCGAGGACAAUCCAGAAGAAAAACCAGGUACACAAUGGCUUUCCUACUGCUGAAGAAUCGUUCAAUUUCUUCACAUUGAACUUUGAUCCGGAACCGGUGGAAGAAAAGAACCAGAGAAAUAUAAACGACAAUCAAAAAGAUGAUUCGGGCGAAGGACAAUCCACGGCAAGACCAGAGGAAAGUGCAGACCAAGAAGAAGAAGAAGGAGAGGCAGAGGAUGAAGAGGGUGAAGGGGAAUCUUUGGUGCAAGAAGAUGACUUUUUUGUCAUCGACCAGACAGUACGAGAUUUUGUAGAACAAUUACCUGCUCAGUAUGAAGGCUAUCAUAGCCGGCUGGAGAAAGAAAAAGAUGUUCUGUUUAUACCAAGUAUUCGACGGGUGCCAACAUCUCAAAAGGUGCCUGAAAACAUGCAGCCCAGAUACCCGGAAGACGAGGGCCUGUUUGUGGGUGAAAGGCCUGAAAUAUCCUCGACUAAUCAGAAUAUAAUGGAGAACCGGAUACUCCAGCAAGAUGAGGGUAAAAAAUGGUUUGGUGAUGAUGGCAAAAUAUUAGCCCUUCCCAACCCAAUCAAGCCAUCCUCUACAAGACCUCCCGUAUUUUCUCUUCAUGAGGGAAUAGAUCCAGCCCUGGAAACGGUAUACAUAAAGGCGAUUCCACCAAAGCAUGCCAACCAGUACAUUGUUGGAUCCGAAGGUCUCCAAGGCAACUUUCAGCUGGACAUUGAUAUUUCAGGAAUCAUAUUUACUCACCAUCCCCUUUUCAGUCGGGAACAUGUUCUGGCUUCGAAGCUAGCACAGUUAUAUGAUCAAUAUCUAGGGAGGAAACAGAGAAAUCUCUCAAAUCUUUUGACAGACAAGCUGCAUGCGCUAAGGAACGCCAUAAAGAGCAUUUCUACAAGCAGCUCGGCGCACGGAUCCAGCUUUAUAGCUGAACAAAGCGUGUCUGAAUAUAAAAUGGAAAUCAGAUUAACUAGGAAAUAUCGUGACACCGAGCAAGAAAGGGAUCGUAUGCUUCUUAAGUCCAUUAUAAAAACCUGGAGAGAAAUAAAGUCUCUUCGUGAUUUCCAGAAGUUUACCAACACGCCAGUCAAACUCUACCUGCGAAAGGAAGAAGUUAAUAGGGAAGCUGACGAGCAGGCAUACAAAGCAGAAAUCCAGGCAGAGAUACGAGAACUUAUGGAAGAAUAUACGGAGGAAUAUGAAAAGAAUCUCACUCAAUAUAAACACGAUCUACAGCAGUGGAAAGCAUGGAGAAGAGCACAGAAGAGAAAGAAGAAAAAGGAAAGUACAGAAGAAGACGAGACAGAGCUUGUUUACUCGGGAGAGGGACCAUCGAAGCCUGUGCCGCCCGUGAUGAUGGACAUACAGGAUGUGGAACAGCAUGUUAGAGACAAAGCUGCGCGUAUCAGGAGGAAGCCUGGAGAACCUAUUCUCGUACCAGAGCUCAGCUUGUCUGGAACUGUGACCCCCAAUGAGAUGUGUCCAAGGGUGGAAGUACUGAGACGUGAGGACACACAGAAGCGCUCACUUUUUGUUAAAAUAAUGUUUAACAAUAAAGAAGUUUCCCGAACUGCGUCAAACAGUUUGGGAUCAGACUUUCGCGUUCAUCUGGGACAGAUAUUUAAUUUGCAGAUUUUUAACUGGCCUGAGAGCAUUAAACUGGAGGUAUUUGAGACCGCUGGCCUCAGUGGUACCACAUUGCUGGCCGAUGUCUUCAUUCCCAUCCCGGAAACCAGCGUUUUAACAGGAAAGGCCCCCGUGGAAGAAGUGGAGUUUAGCAGCAACCAGAGAGUGAUGUUCAAUCAUGAAGGCGUUGGCAGUGAUGUUCCAUUUUCGUUUGAGGCAGAUGGUAGCAAUAAGAUGUCUUUUAUGACAUCUGGAAAACUGUCCUACUGUGUUUCUUGGGGUGUUGGAGACAAUGGCGUGCCUUUGGUCCCUCCUAUUUCACAGCAAAAUACCAGCAUGCAAAGAGCAUUCAAUAGCCUUGAUGCGAUUGCAUCUAUCGGCGCUUCUGGAUUAACUGAUAUGAAGAAAUUGGCCAAAUGGGCUGCUGAAUCCAAGCUCGAUCCAAAUGACCCCAGCAACGCAGCUCUGAUGCAGGUUAUAAUGAUUGCAAACUCGGGGGAUGCCUGUGUCCCUGAAUUUUUCAGACUGGAACAGCUGCAGAAAGAGUUUGAUUUUGUGUCAGAUGAAGAACUCAGCCGAUCAAAACGCUUUAGACUCCUACAGCUUCGCAACCAGGGGGUAGCAGAAUUUCGCAACUUCAAACAGGUUCCCAUUAAGGAACGUGAGAUCCCGGAAAAGAUCUUCCAAGAUUACGAGAAGAAGUUGCAUGCACAGGAUGCGAGCACCACAGAGAAUCAUUUGGAUGCACACAGAAUCCUGGUCGCCAAGUACCUUCAGAAGGUUAAAGAAUCUGUAAUGAACCGUUUCCUGAUAGCAAAGCAUCAUUUCAUUCUCUCUGAUGUGGUGGUUGAAGAAGGGAUCCCGAGUCUUGGAAUCCUUGGAAUGGAUCUAUUUAAGCUGGCUGAGCCAAAACGCCCAUUGAAGCCAAGACGGAAAGAAAAGAAAAAAGUAACUGCUCAGAACCUGUCAGACGGUGAUAUCAAGGUCCUUGUCAAUGUCAUUCGUGCCUAUGACGUUCCUGUCAGAAAACCGGUGUCGAGCAAACCAACACAACCAUCCAGGUCUACAAGAUCAUUUAAUGAGAUGUUUACAGCAACUGCAUCUCCACAAGCACAAGGACAGUCUCCUGAGUGGGUCAUUAACCAGGUCUUAGUGCGGCCGUUUGUAGAGGUCUCCUUUCAACGCACCAUAUGUCAGACAUCAACAGCAGAUGGACCAAACCCAAACUGGAAUGAAGAACUUGAGCUUCCAUUUAGAGCUCCUAAUGGGGAUUACAGCACCUCCAGUUUGCAGUCGGUGAAAGACGACGUGUUUAUAAAUGUUUUUGAUGAAGUAUCCUAUGACAUCUUAGAAGAUGACCGUGAAAGAGGAAGUGGAAUCCAUACAAGAGUUGAGAGACACUGGCUGGGAUCUAUACGCAUUCCUUUUACCACCAUCUAUUUUCAGACGAGGAUUGAGGGCACUUUUCAGAUCGAAGCUCCCCCUGUUCUUCUGGGAUACAGCAAGCAGCGGGCGAUGGGCAGCGAAGGGGGUUAUGAUGCCGUCAGGAGUCUUUCUCAAGGCUCUUUUCUGACCUUGUUUAUGACCAUUGAACCCCAGCUGAUGCCUGGAGAAUCCGUAAGAGAAAAGUUUGAUAGUCGGGAAGAUGAAAAGCUGCUACAGGUAGCAGAGAAAUUCCAGUACGAAGCAGCUACAAAGUUUCCAAGGCGGCAGUGCCUGACCACCGUAACGGACAUCAACGGCACAAUGGUUUUUGUAACCAGGUACAUCAAGCCCCUAAAUCCCCCGCAGGAGUUUCUGGAUGCCAACCCAAAUAAUACACAAGCAGCUAUGGAACUAGUGGCACGUUACGUCUCCCUGAUCCCGUUCCUUCCUGAUAACAUAUCGUUUUCUGGCAUAUGCGAUUUGUGGAGCACAGCAGAUCAAUUCCUGGACUUGUUGGCCGGAGACGAAGAGGAACAUGCAGUCCUGCUGUGUAAUUACUUCUUGGCCAUGGGGAAAAAAGCAUGGCUUAUAAUAGGGAACGCUAUUCCUGAGGGACCCACCGCCUACGUGCUGACCCUGGAGCAAAGCCAAUACAUCAUAUGGAAUCCUAGCAACGGGCGGUUUUAUGGCCAAUAUGACACCUUUUGUCCUCUGCAAAGUGUUGGCUGCCUGAUUAACGCUGAUAACAUUUGGUUUAAUAUCCAACAGUAUGAUUCUCCGAUUUCCAUGAGUUUUGACACAAGCAGACCUAAGUUGUGGAAACCAUUCUUCUCGCGAAGUUAUCCAAACCCUGGUCUUUCCAGCGUGCAGCCUGAAGAGCUAAUUUAUCAACGUGCAGACAAGUCAGCGGCUGCGGAACUUCAGGACAGGAUCGAAAAAAUGCUGAAGGAGAAAAUCAUGGAGUGGAGAUCACGGCAUCCUACACGCUGGAACAGAUACUGCAUCUCUACGCUCCGCCAUUUCUUACCACUGCUGGAGCAAAACCAGGGCAAAGACGUCGAAGAAGAUCAUCGCACAGAACUACAGAGACAGCUUGGGGAAUAUAGGUUCUCCGGCUUCCCGAUUCACAUGGCGUUCUCUGAGGUGGGACCUCUGAUCGAGGCUGUGUACAGCACAGGAGUCCACAACAGUGAAGUUCCCAACAUAGAGUUUGCCCUGGCGGUAUACGUCCAUCCUUAUCCAAAGAGCAUCUAUUCUGUAUGGGUCUACGUUGCAUCUCUCGUACGAAACAGAUGAAUAAGAACAUGCUUCCAUCUGUGUCAGUAAUGUAUAUUUAUUACACUUUGAUCUCUAAUGAGGAAAACAACCCUAAUUGGUACAGACAUUAUUAUUGCUAAUCCUCCUGUAAUGUUUCACUAUAACUUUUGUCACGC
Spea bombifrons (plains spadefoot toad) is the source of this 5050-nucleotide messenger RNA. It is a transcript of the gene CC2D2A, whose product is annotated as coiled-coil and C2 domain containing 2A. Bases 114 to 4913 code for a protein of 1599 amino acids. NCBI's taxonomy places the organism in Eukaryota, Metazoa, Chordata, Amphibia, Anura, Pelobatidae. The record is from RefSeq and is a predicted model, not a curated record. Gene Ontology annotation, biological process: non-motile cilium assembly; protein localization to ciliary transition zone. Gene Ontology annotation, cellular component: ciliary transition zone. The transcript has 37 exons.